Paraphaeosphaeria sporulosa is the source of this 879-nucleotide messenger RNA. RefSeq lists its product as uncharacterized. The transcript has a single exon. The record is from RefSeq and is a predicted model, not a curated record. The coding region runs from base 1 to 879 and encodes 292 amino acids. Lineage: Eukaryota; Fungi; Ascomycota; Dothideomycetes; Pleosporales; Didymosphaeriaceae.
AUGUUGCGUACGACUUUCUCCCGGGUGCGCGCCGCCUUCAAGUCCUACAAGUCCAUCCAAGACCCCCUCGCGCGUACCAAGCUCGACACGCUGGCAACGACGUCGUUCUCCCCCAUGAAUCCCGGCGUCACUAUCUUCCGUCCUUUCCCUGGCGACCCUGAGUCUACCCAGGGUACCCCCAAGCCCGCGCCCAACAUCGCGGCGCUGACCACGGCGUCGACGUCCUGUUCGCCUAUCAAUCCUGGCGCUACGCUGUCGCUCAUGUCGGCGCUGAUCCACAUGGACACGGGCGGUCAUCAACUGGGCAGUCGUUCCCGCGUGCUGGAGGACAUCCCGAGCACCUUGAAGCGCUUCGAGGUCCCCAAUGCGAUCGUGCUCACGCGCUUGCCUCCACAGCACCCUGCGUCCAGCCAGGCUCCCUCAACCCACCAGCUCGUCAAGACGCCCGAGCCAGGCACCAAGAUGGUGUCGAGGACGCAGCCCACCGCCGCUGUCAUUCCCGCCCCGCGCCCUUGGUUCUUCAAGCUGCCCACGUUCCUGCGCCCGCGCGAGCGCACCACGUACUACUCCGCCUUCGCUUGGGAGCACGAGGCUGAGACCAAGGUCGUCGGCAAGCCAAACCUCAUCCAGUAUAUCAUGUACGGCAGCCCCAACCCGGAUGGCAAGAUGGCCACGGCAAUGGUGCAGAAGCGCACGCUGUGGCAGUCGAUUCUGUACGGUGUGCCUGAGGAGGAGGGUGAGAAGACGGUGCAUGUGGCCGUCGCCGAGACGGAGACGGUGAAGGAUGUCAAGGUUGCUGAGGAGGAUGAGAAGAAGGCGGAGAGGAACAAGACAGUCGAUAUGCACCAGGGUACGGGCUAUGGUGUGAUGGCGAAGUAG